AUGAAAGUGCAGGUUGCGUUCUUCAUCUACAAACGUGACGCCCUGCGAGAGCUGCUGCAGAUUCUGUCCGACGUCAGGGGAAGUUAUGGUAACGGCAAAAGCAGUCACAGGAUCCGGAGCCGAAACCAAAAGCUGUCACGCCGCCUGUACAUAUUCAUGCAGGUGGCUCUCAUCCAGGGUCUGGUCGCGUGGCUUUCCACUCCGCUGCUGGCUCGUGCUCUCCUCGCCUCGGACCAGGAGUCACUCGAACCUGCUCGCCAGUUCCCCGUACCCCUCUGGUUCCCAGAGUAUAUGUACCUGUCACCCUCGUAUGAAAUACUCUAUGUUGUUCAAGGUUUCUGCCUGCUAGUAGGGACGCAGUCUGCUACUUGCGUGGACGCCUUCUUUAUUCACAUAAUGCUGGUGGUGGCAGCUGAGCUAGAAGUUCUGAACGGAAACAUUACAGCCAUGCACAAGGAUCGCCUUACGGUUCAAGGAACGGAAUAUCAACAGAGGAAUCGUCGGACUGUCCCUAAACGCGACGGGUGGACCGUUGGAAGCAAUGAUUACCUUCAAAGUACUGAGCACGUGUCAUUAGAGGGCAUGGCAAACGAUAUGUAUCCACAACUGGUAAAGAACAUUCACCAUCAUCACGAAAUUCUCAGAUCUGUCUCCUUAUUGCAGGGAGUAAUGAAUGUAUCAAUCUUCAUUCUUCUUUUCGUCAACAUGGCGGACUUGUGUUCCUGUAUCUUUGUUUCCGCUGUGGUGUUGCAGAGAGACGGGCAUAUCACCAAGGCGCUGAAGCCACUGAUGACGAUCCCUCCUAUACUGUAUGAAACCGGCCUGUACUGCAUUGCCGGGCAGAUGUUAACUGAUCAGAGUGAGAAGCUGGUCAACUCGGCCGCCAGCUGUGGCUGGGCAGACUGUGACGCCCGCUUCAAGAGGAGCCUCCUCGUCUUCAUGACGGUGGCCGGACGGCCUCUGGAGAUCACGGUGGGCAAGACGAGCAAGCUGUCUAAGCAGAUGCUGGUACAGGUGCUGAAUGGAACAUACGGCCUGUUGAACUUGCUGUAUCAUUUUCAUGGUGCUCAGUGA
Messenger RNA from Schistocerca americana (American grasshopper), 1074 nucleotides. RefSeq lists its product as uncharacterized. Gene Ontology annotation, biological process: sensory perception of smell; detection of chemical stimulus involved in sensory perception of smell. Bases 1 to 1074 code for a protein of 357 amino acids. The transcript is spliced from 7 exons. The record is from RefSeq and is a predicted model, not a curated record. Gene Ontology annotation, cellular component: plasma membrane. Lineage: Eukaryota; Metazoa; Arthropoda; Insecta; Orthoptera; Acrididae. Gene Ontology annotation, molecular function: olfactory receptor activity; odorant binding.